AUCAAGUCUUUGUUGUCAUUUGAGAGAUAAAUCAUCUCAUCAUUUUUUCAUUUUGUUUUAUUAUUUUCUAAUCUUUGUUGUACAAUCCAAUCACAUCAAAUUAAAAAAUGGAACAGCCACGUGAAAAAAUAAAUAUGAUAUCAAAUAAAUUGUCAGCCCAGGAAAUAAAUGAACUACGAAUUAAAUUCCUUACUGAUGGUCAUUUUCGUGUUGAAAAAAAGGAUACAAUUAAAACAUUUGUAUCAAAAAAUAAUUUUACUUUUGGUCAAAUGCAAUGCAAAGAAUCUAAUCAUGAUAAUAAUAAUAAUAACAACAGUGAUGGAUUGUUGACAAAAAACAACACAAAUUUACAUCAAGCAACAUCACCAGUACAAAUGAAUUCAGGAUCAAAUACUGGCAGUUAUUAUAUUCCAAAUAAUUACAAUGAUUUAUCAGCAGCAUCAGCUGGAAAGCAGCUCAACAAUUUACCCAAUUAUAAUGCAACUGUGAUGACUGGUAACAAUGCUAAUUACCACAGUCAAUAUUCGAUAAAUCCAAUGAAUACUGAUAAUUUGGUAAACAAUUAUUGUCAUAAUAAUUACAACUAUAAAAAUAAUUAAAAAUU
Molecule: messenger RNA, 604 nt
Organism: Aphidius gifuensis
Lineage: Eukaryota; Metazoa; Arthropoda; Insecta; Hymenoptera; Braconidae
Product: homeobox protein 2-like
Exons: 2
Coding region: 108-599 (163 amino acids)
Source: RefSeq, a predicted model, not a curated record